GUGGCAAUCGAAAGUGUGUGACGCGCUUGCAACCCUUGCAUUUUUUUCGCUUGCUUGUAGGUUAAUUGAAAGUAUUUUUCUUGCAAAUAAAACGUUUAUUGAGCUGAGAGUGCUCCAGCAAACUGGCGACAAUGGCGGGCGGCAACACUCCGCGUGUUAUACAGGUGACCAACAUUGCGCCGCAGGCCACCAAGGACCAGAUGCAAACGCUGUUCGGCAACAUCGGCAAAAUUGAGGAGAUCCGGCUCUAUCCCACCAUCCGGGAUGUCUCGUGCCCUGUGCAGUCGCGCAUCUGCUAUGUGAAGUACACGGAGACGACCAGUGUGCCUGUUGCCCAGCAUCUCACCAACACGGUGUUCAUUGAUCGCGCCCUGAUUGUAAUACCCGUGCUGGCCAUUCCCGAGGAGUACCGCGCCCUGGAGAUGCUCAAGAACGGCACCAUAGUGCCGGGUCUGCAGAAGCCCGACUCGAAACUACCGCCUGAAGUGAUCAACCGCAUCGAGGGCCAGCUGCCGCAACAGGUUAUCAAGACCUAUGACCCCAAGCUGGUGGAGUUCAAUCUGCCAGAGUAUCCGGCCCUGCCCUCGUUUUACGAUGCUCGCAAGAUCGAGGAGAUCCGCCGAACCAUUAUUGUUUGCGACGUGAAGAACGAGUGGCGCUUGGACGACCUAAUGGAGUGCUUCCAGCGUGCCGGAGAGGUUAAAUAUGCGCGCUGGGCAGAGAAGGAAAACAAGACCUUCUGCAUGAUCGAAUUCUGUGAGCAGACGAGCAUCAUUCACGCCCUACGCAUGCAGGGGCAGGAGUUCAAGGGCGGCUACCUGAGUGUCUAUCAUGCGACUUACUGCAUCACCAAGCCCGAGGCCAAGUCCAACGAGGCGGCACAGGCGGAGAUCGAGGAGGCCAUGACCAUUGUGAAGGAGGCGCAGAGUAUGAUAUCGGCCGCUAUUGAUCCAGUGAUUGGCAUGCUGGCCAAGGACAAGCGUCGCCGUUCACGCUCCCGAUCUCGCUCUCGUGAUCGCCGCACCAGCCGCUCUCGCUCUCAUCGCUCCACGUCCCGUAGACGCUCACGUCGCUCGGGCUCGAGGGAGCGACGCAGUGGUUCGCGCUCCAGGCGCUCUCGCUCCAGGGGAAAGCAUUCGUCCCGUUCCCGUAGCAAGCGCUCCAGAUCCCGUCACCGUCGCAGCACCUCCCGUUCGCGUAGAUCACGCUCCCGUGGGGGCAAACCAUCACGGACGCGCGGCAAGCGCUCUAGGUCCCGUCAUCGUCGCAGCACCUCACGUUCCCGGCGCUCCCGCUCGCACGGCGCCGGCGGCAGCACCAGCAGCAAACGCUCUCGUUCCCGUGAGCGCAGCAAGAAGUCGCACCGAGAGAAGCGCUCCUCCCGUUCGCCCAGGUCUCGCAGCAAACGCAGCUCGCCCUCGCCACCACCGGUGAUCGCCCUAAGCAGCAAGAGCCGUACAAGCCGCAGCAAAGAUGUGUCCACGGUUGUCGUCAAGACAGCCUCUUCGGUCGUCCGGCGCCGCGAACGCUCUCGCACACCCGAGGUGCCAGUGCGCAAACUGAAGGUCAUCUCCGAGGAUAUAGAGGUGAAGAGUUCGCGCUCCAGCGCCGAUUCCAAGUCGCGCAAAUCGGUGAGCGUUGAAAAGUCGGACAACAUGGAUAUAUCCAACUCCCCCUAGAGCAUAGAUAUAUAUGGACCGCACAACAAUGCAUAAUAAAUUACACAUUUAAGUAAUCCCCCAAAAUAAUAUGAUGUCAAGGAUGGGAUAACCUCCCUUCCACUUUCUUUCUGAUUUCCCAUCAAGUAUAAAGUAAAAUUUAGAACUGCGGCAUUACGUAUUUGUAUCCCUCACUCGAGAGCAGUCAUU
This is a messenger RNA of Drosophila subobscura, 1868 nucleotides long. RefSeq names its product probable splicing factor, arginine/serine-rich 7 (gene Srp54). The record is from RefSeq and is a predicted model, not a curated record. Gene Ontology annotation, molecular function: RNA binding. NCBI's taxonomy places the organism in Eukaryota, Metazoa, Arthropoda, Insecta, Diptera, Drosophilidae. Bases 132 to 1679 code for a protein of 515 amino acids. The transcript has a single exon. Gene Ontology annotation, cellular component: nucleoplasm.